CUCUUACAACCCCAGUCCUCCAUUUCUUGCUUUCAAACACUAAACGAGUCAGUAGAGAAACCAAUACGAAAAAGCCCAACAAUGGCUGACUUCAGCAAAGCCAUCACUUUGCUUCUCAUUGUGGCUUUGGUUGCGAAUCUUGCUUUAACGGCUGACGCUGAUGGUGAUAAGGAGAUUCGAGUCAGGCAAAAGAAGGGUAACAAGGUGUGUAUACAAGGUUGGGAAUGCAGCUGGUGGUCGAAAUAUUGUUGCAACCAAACGAUCUCGGACGUCUUCGCGGUUUAUCAAUUCGAGGACCUCUUUUCUAAGAGGAAUACGCCGGUGGCUCAUGCCAUCGGAUUUUGGGAUUACCACUCUUUUAUUUUAGCUGCAGCCAUGUACGAGCCUCUAGGUUUUGGGACAACCGGUGGCAAGCUUAUGCAAAUGAAGGAAGUCGCGGCUUUUCUUGCCCAUGUCGGCGCCAAAACAUCUUGUGGAGAUGGAGUCUUGACCGGAGGACCAUACUCUUAUGGCCUUUGCUUCAACAGAGAAAUGAGCCCUAUGCAGGAUUACUGUGAUGAUUUCUAUAAAUAUAUGUAUCCAUGUGCCCCUGGAGCUUCAUACUAUGGCCGUGGUGCUUUGCCAAUUUACUGGAACUACAACUACGGAGCUGCUGGGGAUGGUAUAAAAGUUGAUUUGUUGCACCAUCCUGAGUAUCUUGAGCAGAACGCAACUAUUGCUUUCCAGGCUGCCAUUUGGAGGUGGAUGACCCCGAUCAAGAAGAACCAACCUUCAGCUCACGACAUUUUUGUAGGCAACUGGAAACCAACCAAGAACGACACAUUGUCCAAGCGGGGUAAUACUUUUGGCACCACUAUGAAUGUUCUUUACGGAGAAUACACUUGUGGGCAGGGCGAUAUCAAUCCGAUGAACACCAUUAUCUCACAUUACCUCUACUACCUUGAUCUGCUGGGUGUCGGGAGAGAGGAGGCAGGGCCGCACGAUGAGCUAACGUGUGCCGAGCAAGAAGCUUUCAACCCAGCCUCAUCUCCAAAGACUGUAACUUCUUCUUGAGCAUUGGAUUCAGGCCAAUUUUAUUGUUAAACAGCACUUGUCAAGGAGGGUUAUUUAAUAAGAGAGAGGGGCAAUUAGGUGGUUGCAAAAUCAUUGUCCAUGUCGCUGCGAUAAAGGUCUCAUCCACCGCAUGAUACCAUUUAUAGUUAAAGGUUGAUGUGCUGCUGCUGUUAGGUGGUCUUUAUAAUUUGCUUUGUUUGUGUGCUUAUUUUGAUAUUAUUUGAUGCUUGUUGAGCUGUCCAUGACAUUGAAUAUAAAACAUAUGCAUUGAAC
Messenger RNA from Hibiscus syriacus, 1326 nucleotides. RefSeq names its product chitinase-like protein 1. Gene Ontology annotation, molecular function: chitinase activity. The transcript is spliced from 3 exons. Bases 82 to 1053 code for a protein of 323 amino acids. Lineage: Eukaryota; Viridiplantae; Streptophyta; Magnoliopsida; Malvales; Malvaceae. Gene Ontology annotation, biological process: cell wall macromolecule catabolic process; carbohydrate metabolic process; chitin catabolic process. The record is from RefSeq and is a predicted model, not a curated record.